Messenger RNA from Lontra canadensis (Northern American river otter), 1677 nucleotides. RefSeq names its product ST6 N-acetylgalactosaminide alpha-2,6-sialyltransferase 4 (gene ST6GALNAC4). Gene Ontology annotation, molecular function: alpha-N-acetylgalactosaminide alpha-2,6-sialyltransferase activity. Gene Ontology annotation, biological process: oligosaccharide metabolic process; ganglioside biosynthetic process. Lineage: Eukaryota; Metazoa; Chordata; Mammalia; Carnivora; Mustelidae. Bases 265 to 1173 code for a protein of 302 amino acids. The transcript has 7 exons. The record is from RefSeq and is a predicted model, not a curated record.
AGCGCCUUUGUCGUCCAGAUGGGGAAACUGAGGCCCAGAGACUUUAAGGGGCUUGCUAUUGGAAGCCGAGGCCGCGGUGCCGCCUCCGCCCCAGGGCUCCGGCUUCCCGCCCGGACCGCCCGGUUUGCGGGCCAUGGAGCUCCGAGCAGCGGAUCGAGAGCAGCCGGAGCGCCCCAGCCCGUCUGCCUGGUGCCUGGCCCCCGUCCCUUCCCAGCGCAAGCCCUGGAGACGGCAGCCCCCUGACUGCUGAGCAUCGGCCGCAGCAUGAAGGCCCCGGGCCGGCUCCUGCUUGUCAUUCUGUGCUCCUUGGGCUUCUCUGCUGCCUACGUCCUGCUAUGCUGCUGGGCCUGCCUGCCCUUCUGCCUGGCCUCCUGCCUGGCCCCACAGCCCUCCACCAACUCCAGGCCCACUGUGCCGGGGCCCCUACACUUCAGCGGAUACAGCAGCGUGCCAGAUGGGAAGCCGCUGGUCCGAGACCCAUGCCGCAGCUGCGCCGUGGUGUCCAGCUCCGGCCAGAUGCUGGGCUCAGGCCUGGGCGCCGAGAUCGACAGCGCUGAGUGCGUCCUGCGCAUGAACCAAGCGCCCACCGUGGGCUUUGAGGCGGACGUGGGCCGGCGCAGCACCCUGCGCGUGGUCUCGCACACGAGCGUGCCUCUGCUGCUGCGCAACUAUUCACACUACUUCCAGCACGCUCGAGACACGCUCUACGUGGUGUGGGGACAGGGCAGGCACAUGGACCGGGCACUGGGUGGCCGCACUUACCGCACGCUGCUGCAGCUCACCGAGAUGUACCCAGGUCUGCAGGUGUACACCUUCACCGAGCGCAUGAUGGCCUACUGCGACCAGGUCUUCCAGGACGAGACGGGCAAGAACCGGAGGCAGUCGGGCUCCUUUCUCAGCACCGGCUGGUUCACCAUGAUCCUCGCCCUGGAGCUGUGUGAGGAGAUCGUGGUCUAUGGAAUGGUCAGCGACAGCUACUGCAGGGAGGACAGCCACCCCUCGGUGCCUUACCAUUACUUUGAGAAGGGCCGGCUGGACGAGUGUCAGAUGUACCUGGCGCAUGAACGGGCGCCCCGCAGCGCCCACCGCUUCAUCACCGAGAAGGCCGUGUUCUCCCGCUGGGCCAAGAAGAGGCCCAUCGUGUUCGCCCACCCAUCGUGGAGGACCCAGUAGCCAUGUCACCUGGCCGGCCGCCACACCUUCACCGGGCCUCUGUUCCACAUGCCACCAAAACAUUUAACUUAUGGAUCCUGUUUCAUGCCUUGUGGACCUAAGGUCCCUUCUUGUCCUACCCUGGGGACACUUGGAGCCCUUUUUAGGGCUCCGGACUUGAUGGGGGAGAGGAGGACUCUGGUGAACUUUGCACCCUCCUCCGCACCCCACUCCCUGAGUCACCCAGAUCUUCAUUUUGGGUUCAUCCCUUCUCUGGGUCUGUCCAGUGGCCUUUGCCCCGGGGCCGAUGGCCCCCACCACUCACCAGCAUUGUGAUCUUGGAUCCUGCAACAGCUCUGUCCCUCUUCACUGUCCCCCUCCACUUGCCUUUGGUGCCACACUUCCCAGGCUGGUUGUCCUAGUCAGGGCAGCCCAGAGCUUGGGGUUCACUGGGCAAAGGGGCCUUUGAACUGUGACUGCCAGGGCCACCUCUGGAGUGUACGGGUAAAUGUAUGUUUUCUGGAA